CCCAGUCGCCACAUCCGCCUUCGUCCGGUCGCCGCUGCAUUUUCCGCCACCGCCGCCGCCUCCUCUCCUCUGCCACCGAAGUCGUAGGAGCUCGCCUCCGGUAGCUCAGCUUCGCGUUCGGCCGCGCCGCAAGUUCACCAUCCUGGUCUUGCUCAAUACCUCUGCAAGGUUCAACAGCAAGAGGGGAUUACUGAUGGCAGCCAUCCUACCAAGAACCGCGCUGCUGCUGCGGACGCCGCGCGGCGCCGGCCGGCUCGCGCGGUUCCUUGGAUCCGGCGUGCCCGCCGCUUCAUCAUCCGAUUCUGAGACGGUGGCCUCGGCGGCGGCGGAGUUCAUGCCAUGGCGUAACGGAGGGGGCGUCCUGCACCAGGCGGCGUCCGUCGACCCCUCCGCGGUGGUGGAGGCCGGCGCCGUCGUGCACUCCGGGGCUGUGAUUGGCAAGGAGGUCGUCGUCCGGUCUGGGACCGUUGUCGGGCCUUCGGUGUCCGUGGGGCAGUCCACCAGAAUCGGGUACAAUGUUGUGUUGAGCAAUUGUUCGAUCGGCGAGUUCUGUACUAUCCAUAAUGGCGCCUGCAUCGGUCAAGAUGGUUUUGGUUUCUUUGUGGACCAGGAUGGACAGGUCAAGAAGAAACCACAGGAGCUUUAUGCAAGAAUUGGAGACAAUGUGGAAAUUGGUGCAAAUACAUGCAUUGACAGAGGCAGUUGGAGAGACACAAUGAUUGGAGAUGACACCAAGAUUGAUAAUCUGGUUCAGAUAGGUCACAAUGUGGUGAUAGGAAAGUGCUGCAUGAUUUGCGGACAAGUAGGGAUCGCAGGUUCUGCAACGUUGGGUGACUACGUAACAUUAGGUGGUAGGGUGGCCGUCCGGGAUCAUGUCUCCAUUGCUUCAAAGGUUAGACUUGCUGCAAAUAGUUUAGCGACAAAGGACAUUCAGGAGCCCGGUGACUAUGGCGGAUUUCCAGCUGUCCCAAUAAAUGAAUGGCGUCGACAAACUGUGAAUUUGCGCUUAUUUUCGAAGAAACACCAUGACCGAAGAUAGUAUCUCUGCAAUCCCAGUGACAUCAAUUCAUCAAAUGUGUUGUAACUUGGAUCUCUUAAAGUGUAGUUUCAAUAUCUCACUAGACAACUAACAUUGAAUUGGUAUCCGAAACGAUAUUCACCAUGUUGGAUUCUUCAUUGUUUAAA
This is a messenger RNA of Hordeum vulgare subsp. vulgare (domesticated barley), 1185 nucleotides long. Its product is annotated as probable UDP-3-O-acylglucosamine N-acyltransferase 2, mitochondrial. The record is from RefSeq and is a predicted model, not a curated record. The transcript is spliced from 10 exons. NCBI's taxonomy places the organism in Eukaryota, Viridiplantae, Streptophyta, Magnoliopsida, Poales, Poaceae. Gene Ontology annotation, biological process: lipid A biosynthetic process. The coding region runs from base 194 to 1039 and encodes 281 amino acids.